CUCUUCUCUCGACAGAUUCCAAGUAUGGCAGACUGGACUUGCAGCGCCAACGAUGCUUUCAAAAUCUCUCUGGUUCGUGCCACCAAUGAUCAAGAGUCGCUCGGAGAGCAGGAGGCGUUCGAAUUCUAUCCGGCAUUCACCUAUCCCAUAUUCGGGACGGACGAGAAGAUCUAUGGAUACAGAGACCUGGUUAUAGACCUCAGACUCGCCUCGGCGUCUCUGACACCCUUCCUGCACGUCAAAUAUGGGGAGAAAUUGUCGUCUUCCACAGUGGAUGAUGUUGAAGGAACGCUCUCCGAAUUUUUGCCUGACGAAUACCAUACGGACGAGGCGACUUGGAAGGCUCUUGUUGAAAAUGAGGCGACUACGUUUAAACCUGUCGGGGAGCUGAUCCACACGUACACACGACCAGCGCCAGGGUGGAAGGGAAAGGAUACAGAAUCAUUGGAUCCGGAAAGUGAAAACGCUAUUGCAUUCGAGAUAUACCAUGCAACAUGGAAUUCACCUGGUUUCACAGAGUUGCAUCGGCGCAUGCAGCUGUUUGUCUUGCUUUAUAUCGAGGGCGGUUCGUAUAUUGAAGAGGAUGAGGAAACAUGGGAGUUCAUGGUGCUAUACGAGAAGCGGAAACGACGGUCCAAUCCCAGCGUUGCAACAUAUCACUUUGUUGGAUAUUCUUCUUUGUACCCUUUCUACUGCUUUCCAGACAAGAUCCGACUACGGCUCAGUCAAUUUGUCAUUCUUCCACCGUAUCAACGUAGCGGACAUGGCUCCGAACUCUACAAUCGAAUCUAUCAAUACGUACUCUCUGAAGAGCGUAUCUCCGAACUAACAGUGGAAGACCCCGCUGAAGCAUUCGAGGAUCUGCGAGACAAGAACGAUUUAUUGAUGCUGCUGUCGCAUCAACGCUUCAUGGAGGAAGGUGUCGGCGGCGAAAUCUCGUCUCAUGGUGGCGGCCGGGUUGGCGGCGUCGGGAAGCGUGGCCGGAGUGGAAGAGGAGGAUCAAGCACUGCGACAGUCCAAGGCAAGAUGGGUCCGCCGGCUGAUAAAGUCUGGGUCGAGCACUGGCGCAAGGCGCUAAAAAUAGCGGGGCGCCAAUUCCGACGUUUGAUUGAGAUGCUUAUACUACUUCGACUCGAUCCGAGCGACGGUCGUGCGAUGAGAGCUUAUCGACUACAGGUCAAAGAACGACUGUAUCGAUUCAAUUUUGAAUCUUUGGCUCAGGUGGAGAAGGCGGAACGUCUCGAAAAACUGGAUGAAACAUUCCAGAGCGUGCGCGAUGAUUACAUGCGAAUAUUAGCCUUGCUUGGCCACUAAAUGUGUGGUGCAUAUUAUUGAAUUUUACCCGUCAAUUGUACCCGAAUCCGAAAUCGAACCCUGCGCGAAUCUCCCUCGGAACCGCAGCCGUCGUUGGCGCUUGGAAUGGUGGAAGUGACCCUCUUCAUUUUGCGUAGACAUCUCUCCCAAGCUUCGUGUGUGCGGUCGACGCUGAGUCCAGCCACCUCUAACCGAUGAAGAUCGUUAUUUUUGAUUUUUCCCUCUCCCAACUCCAUCCUCACAAGGAGUCGAUGCAAGGAUGCACCCAGUUCCUCUGAGGCUCCUGCUCGUCGCCCGUCAAAAUCCUUGAUCCGCAAAUCCGUGAGAGACGGAACGGUCAGGUGGUCGAGCACGGGAAUGAUGUUAUUGGCCCUGAGUUCGAGUGCCUCGAGCUCAGGCAGAUGCAGGGUCUCCUCCUCCUCUUCCUCGUGGUCGGAAUUCAUCUCCGCCGCACUCGGUUCAGUCAGGCGAGCCUCGAUGAAAAGUUUCCGCAGGCCGGGGGCAAAAUGUAAGAGUGCCAAGACAUCGUCUCCGGAAAUAGGCGACGAAACAAGGGGCUGGGCGAGACAGAAGCUUUGGAGACUUCUGAGGUCCAGACCAGGCAGUGACGACAACACGACAUUGGUCACUUCCAGAUGAGUAAUUCCUGAGAGCGCGGGGAACGUAGGGGGGUUGGCCACGGGGAGCGCGUCCUGCGAAGUGGCACAGAUUCGCAGAUUGCGUAGAGCGAUGGGCUCGUGAUACAUACAGGCCAGAGCCUGACUGGCCUGGAGCUGAGUCUGCACAUUCAGGGUUAUGGAUCCGAUCCGAUGUAGGGGAAAGAGAAUCGGUGCCAGGAGCGAUUCGGGUGUGUCUUUGCCGUCGAGUUGGAUGUGGAGAUCGAUGCUGCAUGCUCCAGAGCGGCUGAACCACAAAUGUGCCUUUUCUGAGUCGUCCCCCUCUUUAAGCUUGAGCGUGCGCCAAGACGUGGGUGUGCGGAACGCGACGUCCCGAAGCAGACGCGACACGGCACCGAGAAUGAGUGGUGCAGCCCAGUGGCUGGUAGAGCAGUGGGUGAUCACUUCACCGAGCAGUUCGAGGGGCAGCGCGCCGAUGCCGAUUGCAGACAUGGGGGAGGGAACGAUGAGGAACGGAUUUUGCAAGAAAUCAUGGUCGUCGUGCUGAUAUCCACUGCAGGGCCUGUCCAGAUUUGGAAUCUGUAGUUCAUCCGUCAAGUUCUAGACCACCCGAUCAUAAAUCCGAUUGACAGCCUCGACCGUUGAAGCUCGUUUCAGAAGAUUUCAACCAUGCGUAGCCAACGUAGCGAGGCUGCAGUGUGAAAUCCCUGGAUACAGGGCCCAGGGCUCGCAUACAGUGCAUGUUCCGCGUAGCACACAGCAGAUAAUUGCAAAUUUGCAAUGAAAUACAUUUUCUGCAAGUAUAGACCCCGCCCAAUGUCACCAGUCCUCGGCCGCGGGCAUUUGGCCGUAAAUCAGAUUGAAAUCUCUCCGUGAUUCGAAUGUACGUUAGCCAUACAUAAUCGAACGCGGCGCGAAUAAUCUCAUUCGCUGUUGCCAUUUGACGAGCCACAAGUCCGAAUCACCGCAGGGCUCGCAGACGCGUGGCACGCCGGCCCGGAUCCUGGCACUCCAAGCAUGCCCUUGCAUGUGGCGGUGGCUUCUCGGAUCAAAUUCUCAUUUCCCUAGUUCUGGGGCCGACGACAAUGAGCACCCGCCUAUCCUCCGCAUCAGAGUACGACGCUCUCUUGGAGAAGUACGACACAUGGAUGUUUGACUGCGAUGGGGUGCUUUGGCACGGCGAUCGCCUUAUCGAAGGUGCCAUCGACGUCCUGCAAUUGCUCCGGAGUCGAAAUAAGCAAGUCCUCUUCGUCACCAAUAACGCGACCAAGUCCCGCAAGAGCUACAAGGGCAAGUUUGACAAAUUGGGUGUGGAGGCUCAUGUGGAUGAAAUCUACGGUUCUGCGUAUGCAGCUGCGGUAUACAUCUCAUCAGUGAUGAAGCUUCCCAAGGACAAGAAAGUUUAUGUCAUCGGGAUGAAGGGGAUGGAAGAAGAGUUGCAAGGAGAGGGUGUCUCGUUCAUAGGAGGCAUGGAUCCCGCCGACUGUACCCUCGAAACUUUCUCUUUGGACAACUUUACUCUUGAUCCCGAUGUUGGCGCGGUUCUCUGUGGCCUGGACACGAACAUCAACUACACCAAACUCUCGAAGGCGUUCCAGUACUUGACGCGUAACCCCGGCUGUGCCUUCCUCGUCACAAACGAGGACAGCACAUAUCCUGCCGGUGCAGGGUUGCUACCAGGGGCUGGAGCGAUCAGCGCUCCUUUGCGGUACGCGCUUGGCCGUGAUCCCAUAAGCAUCGGCAAACCAGCGAGCACGAUGCUGGACUGCAUCAAGGCCAAGGUCAACUUCGACCCUAAACGCACAAUCAUGGUCGGAGAUCGCCUCAACACCGACAUCCUUUUCGGUCAGGGCGGUGGGCUUGCAACGCUGCUCGUCCUCAGUGGUAUUACGACAGAAGCUGAGAUUUCUGGUCCGAACCCGUCCCCUACCGUCCCAGACUACGUGACUAGCUCCAUCGGCGAUCUUCGCGCCGCUGCAAAGAAUUAG
Molecule: messenger RNA, 3919 nt
Organism: Mycena citricolor
Lineage: Eukaryota; Fungi; Basidiomycota; Agaricomycetes; Agaricales; Mycenaceae
Source: the annotation of a GenBank genome assembly